Molecule: messenger RNA, 8456 nt
Organism: Dermochelys coriacea (leatherback sea turtle)
Lineage: Eukaryota; Metazoa; Chordata; Testudines; Dermochelyidae
Gene: NSD1
Product: nuclear receptor binding SET domain protein 1
Exons: 26
Coding region: 72-8204 (2710 amino acids)
Biological process (GO): regulation of DNA-templated transcription
Cellular component (GO): nucleus; chromatin
Molecular function (GO): histone H3K36 methyltransferase activity; protein binding
Source: RefSeq, a predicted model, not a curated record
GAGGGGCCCGGCCGCAGCCUCCAUUUUGUUGGCGCCGCUCGGCAGCCGCGUGCGGGCCGGGCCCCGGGUCGAUGCCGCGGCGCGGGAUGGAGCCGGCCUGCGACGGGAGCCGGAGGGGCGGCCUGGCCCCCUUCGCCGGCCCGCGGGCCCUGCCCGAGCGCGCGGGCAGCCCCGGGCCUGAGCCGCCCAAUGGCUGCACGGGGCCGCUCCCCGCCAAGGCGGCCUGCGGCCAGGACCCGGCCUCCUGCUACAUCCCGCUGCGCCGGCUGCAGGACCUCGCCUCCAUGAUCAGCGCCGAGUAUCUCAACGGCGCCGCCGAGCCCGGCCCGCUCCCGCCCCGGCUCCCCGCCGCCCGCCGAGCCCCAGGCCCCGGGCAGCCCGCCGCCGCCGCCGCCGCCCGGCCUCGGGGCGCCGGGCGCUGCCCCUCGCGGGGCGACGGGGCGGCCGCGGAGGGCGGCCCCGAGGCCGGGCUGCGGAGGAGCCUCGCCGGAGCCCCCUGCCGCGAGCCGCCGCCCGCGCCGGGGGCAGAGGGGGCCGGGCCCGGGCCCGGGCCCGGGCCGGGCGGCGGCUCGGCGGAUCGCAGGCACCAUGAGCCCAUCUCGGCGGUUCUCUGCUCCCCCGCCGCGCCGGCCGAGACGCCGGGCCAGGCCUGCCGGGGACCCGGCCUGGGGACGCGGACCGAGCGGGUCGAGCUGCGCCCGGUGCCCGGGCCUCUGGGGCAGACACGUGGGAGAGCGGAGCAGCCCUUCAGCACCACAGACGGGGCCGCUAAGGAGGAUCCCGGUCCGAGCCCCAGCAGCCUGCCAAGCGCCACGGACACCCCUGAGCCCGCCGCGGGGAGACAGUUUAAUCGAGCGAAGAAGAAACCUGCUCCAGUGAAGUAUGAUGUUGGAGAUCUGGUCUGGGCUAAGUUCAACAGACGACCGUGGUGGCCCUGCACAAUCUGUCAUGAUCCAGUGCUCGACUGUCACUCAAAAAUGAAAGUUUCCAAUCGGAGACCAUAUCGAGAGUACUACGUAGAUGCCUUAGGAGAUCCUUCUGAGAAAGCCUGGGUUGCAGGAAAAGCUAUUGUACUUUUUGAAGGCAGAUAUCAGUUUGAAGAGCUACCUGUGCUUCGGAGAAGAGGGAAGCAAAAAGAAAAAGGCUACAAGCACAAGGUUCCUCAGAGGUUUAUGGCGAAAUGGGAAGUCAGUGUCGGACAUGCGGAAGAAUUCCUUCUCAAGGGGACUGAGGAUCAAAAGUGUAGUCAGAAUCCCAGCAAGCUGAACAGUGAGGAUGUGCUGUUGGAAUCCUGCACUAAUGGCCCUGUAAUGGAACUGGACAGGCAGCUGAAUGGCUGUUUUAAAUCCCUGGCAUUUGACUCCAAACACUCAGCCAGGGAGAAGGGAAGGUCAUGCACUAAAUCACAAGUGAAAAAGAGCUCUGACAGCAGGAAAAGGACUAGAGUAAAAAAGAGCCGCACCAGACUGGAAGCAUCUAGGAGAGAAAUUGGAGGAAAGGCACCAGAGAACAUAGUUAGAAACAUGAUUGCUGGGGACCUGCCAGAUAAACAUGCAUCACACGAACUUUGCCGGAUAGCAAACAAUCUAACAGCAUCCAAUGGUGCCGUGGAAAACUACUUGCUCUCUUCUUUUGGAGAAAGACGUUUUGAAAAGACAACCUUGAAACAGGAAUAUCGGGCUCCUCAUGGUGACUCCCUACGGGACACACUGAAAGUGGAUUUGCUUUCCAGCAGCUCUACAGAGAAACAGAAAAGCCCCGUAGGCAUUCUUUGCAGUUCCAAAUUACAGGUACACUAUUCUACACCUGACGCUGCUAUUGAGAAAAAGCAAAGUGAGUCCGAUUCGCUGACUUCCUUCUCAGAUGAUGGAACUAGUGAUCUAGAUACCGGGGACCAAAGUUCUGAAGCAGCUUGCAGCGCCCUGGAGAUCAGUGACUCUGCAGAUAAAGAAGAAAAGGAAUUCUCUACAGGGAUGAGGGGAAACAGUAAAUGUUCCAUGUAUCUCUCACAAAACAGCAACAGAAGAGCCAGGAAAAGGUCAUCUAGAGAUCACAGACCUCCAGGGGGCAGAAGUGAUGCUGAAUCUGUGGAUGGGGAGCUCCAAGGAGCAGCCUCGGACACUGAGAUGCCUGUUAUUGCUCUAGAGUGUACUUCAGCUAUAAGAAAUGACCGUCUUUCCCUUGCAGAUAAGGACCCUACACGCCAGAGUGUUUGCCGGGAAAGCUCCCACAUUGGGAUUACAAAUCAACUGAAUCUACACCUGAAAAACAUCAAAGUGCCCCGGCUCAAAAGUAUAAGAAGCAAACACAAGGAGAGUGCUGCUGUGACAGAACCCCCUCUCUUAGAAGAGGAAUGUAGCAUGAAUUGCUGCUCUUCUGACACCAAAGGUUUCACUGGUCCUCCUGCCAAAAGUGGGAAAGUUGAUAGUCAGGAACCAUUAAAUAAUGUGCAUGAGAGAGGCAGGGAUUCUGCUGAAAUAGAGACUGCCGUGGUGAAGCAUGUCCUCUCAGAGCUGAAGGAGCUAUCCUAUAGGUCCCUUGGUGAUGAAGCUAGUGACUAUGGGGCACCUAAGACCACAGCACCCGUACUCUUCUCUUCUACCUCUGGGCAGAGUCGUUUGCCCAUUGAGCCAGACUACAAAUUCAGCACGUUGCUAAUGAUGUUGAAAGAUAUGCAUGAUAGUAAGACAAAAGAGCAGCAGCUGAUGUCAGCUCAGAACAUGGUCCCGUAUCGAAAUGCUGGCAUGAGCAGUUCCUCUGGAAGUAACUCUGCAAGUGGCUUGAAGGCUUUGGCUGCAAAAGGACCCACUUAUAAAUUAGAAAAAAAUGGGGAUUGCGUUCUGGAAGCAACAUGUCAGAACCCCAGUGCCAGUGAAUCCUCUCUUUCGUGCAGCGCUACAGCCAAGAUAAGUGGGAGGAGUACUAACAAAAGGGACCCCACGGAUACUGCUCUUUCUGGUACGAAUGGCACAAAGUGCAUCUCAAGACACAACUGUUCACAAUCUAAGCAGUCAUCCAAGCUAGUAGAUAAUGCAACAUCAAUCAGAAAGGAUUUAAAACUAGAAGGGCUGAGCAAGCCUCUAAAUCAGGUCUCCAGUAAUAUAGCAGAGAAAGCAUCCCUCUCACGCAGGGAUAUGCAGGGCUUGGUUACUAGUCUUGUUGGUAAUGAAAUAGAAGAAACUGCAAGGAAAGAGUCUCUUGAGUUAAUGGAACACUCCACUGAUGAAGACUCUGCGUGUUCAUCUGAUGAUAAUUUAGAUCAUAUCAGAAAGAGGCCUGAACCUAAUAAAAAUACUGAGAGUUGCACUUCUGCUGAAAAUGGUGAGGGCCUAGAGCUGGAUUCAGAAUUGAAUAGCGAAAGCUCCCUGGGGGAUGAGUCUAAUGAUGUAAACCAUGUAGCACCCAAGAAGCGAUGGCAGCGUUUUAACCAAAGCAGUGCUAGAACCAGUCGGCACGUCCAUAGAUCUAGGGAAGAAGAGAGCUCCAGGGGCGCCUUUGGGGGCCUGAAUUCUAGUGACUUUUCACUAAAGGGAAAGGAGUGCCUGGAGCACAGGCCUCCCACCCUUUCCCCGGGGCUUGAGGGAGACCUGACAGACCAGGACUGGGAGAAUCACUUAGACUUAGUUGUGAAAAGUUUGAAUGUAUGUGAUAAGCCAAACAAUGAUGUGAUGCAUUCAGAAUCAGAGCUUUGCCGUUUUGCUUCCCAGUCUGAGUUCUCUUCACAAGAUAAAAUGGUUUCUGUGGGGAAGCAAAGAGAAGCUGCACCUUUACUCGCUCACCCCUACCUGGCAGCUCAGCCGGGGAGAGCAUAUUCAGAAAAGAAACGCCUUAGAAAGCCGAGCAAACGGCUUCUGGAAUAUGCAGAAGAAUAUGAUCAGAUAUUUGCACCUAAGAAAAAAUCAAAGAGGGGCCAGGAGCAAUUGCAAAGGGUGAGCUCUCGGGAGAGGUCUGAGUUCAAGGGGGAGGAAAAGCUUCCAGCACGAUGCAGUCGUGGAAGUGAUAUCCAGAAUGUGCAGCUGGAGCAGAACCCUGUGCUGUCAACUCCAUCUUCCUCUUCAACCAAAGAUUCUCCUCCGGUCCUUGAAGCAGAACAUUUGCUGUUAGAAGAGCCAGUAUCCCGUUCCUCUGAGCCCACUGACCUACUCAUAGAAGGACAUUCAGAUUUGCCAGAGCUGAUGUUAUCUUCCCCUGAUGUGUCUGAAGUUUCUGCUUGUUCUCUGGAGGCAGAGGAACGUUUCCUGAAAUCAGGGAACUUGGAGAGUAAGCGCCAGAGGAAGCCAACUAAGAAGCUCUUGGAAUCCAAUGAUUUGGAUGCUGUGUUUAUGCCAAAGAAGGAGGGGUGGACUCCUCCAAAGAAGUGUUUUCAUGCUGGCCCUCUGGAGAGUGACCUUUCUGAAUUUUAUUCCACACCCCAGUUUUUGGAUCUCGGAGAAGCUCCUGACAGACUCCCUGAGAAGCAGAGAAAGCGCAAGAGACAGCGAUACUCCCCAGCUACAGCGCAGUACAAGAAAGGAAGGAGUGAAGAUGCACUGGGGGAAGCUCCCAGUUCUGAGAAUACAGCAGACAGCUGUGACGGGACUCAUGAUCCUGACUGUCCUGGCAUGUCAGCAGCACCGUCCUCUUGCUUUGAGCUUUCCAAAUGCACACUGGACCACCACUCUGCGCUUUCUGAGUGUGCAGAUGAACUACCAUCUAAGUGCCUGUGCUCAGGAUAUGGCUUGGGAGAGAUACCUAUCCAUGGGAGUGCUGCAAGCCCCAAGGAGCUCAAUGAGGAUGGGUCUGAGAAUGACCAUGGAGUGUCUUCAUCCAAAAAGAUGCAGGGGGAGCGAGGAGGAGGAGCAGCCCUCAAGGAGAAUGUGUGUCAGAUCUGUGAGAAGCCGGGGGAGUUGUUGCUGUGUGAAGCGCAGUGUUGUGGUGCUUUCCAUCUGCGGUGCCUCGGGCUCUCAGAAAUGCCGAAGGGCAAGUUUAUCUGCAAUGAGUGUUCGACAGGCGUCCAUACCUGCUUUGUGUGCAAGAGCAGUGGGGAAGACGUGAGGCGGUGCUUGCUCCCCUUGUGUGGGAAGUACUACCAUGAAGAGUGUGUGCAGAAGUAUCCACCCACGGUCAUGCAGAACAAGGGCUUUCGAUGCUCACUGCACAUCUGUAUGACUUGUCAUGCUGCUAACCCAGCGAACCUUUCUGCGUCUAAAGGUCGCUUGAUGCGUUGUGUUCGGUGUCCGGUGGCAUACCACGCCAAUGAUUUCUGUCUGGCUGCUGGGACAGUGAUCCUUGCCUCCAACAGCAUCAUCUGCCCCAAUCACUUCUCUCCACGGCGGGGCUGCAGAAACCAUGAGCACGUUAAUGUCAGCUGGUGCUUUGUCUGCUCGGAAGGGGGCAGCCUUUUGUGCUGUGAGUCAUGCCCAGCUGCUUUUCACCGUGAGUGUCUGAACAUCGAGAUGCCUGAGGGAAGCUGGUACUGUAACGACUGCAAAGCUGGCAAGAAACCACAUUACAAGGAGGUGGUCUGGGUAAAAGUUGGGCGCUACAGGUGGUGGCCAGCUGAGAUUUGCCAUCCUAGAACUAUUCCUGUAAAUAUCCAAAAGAUGAAGCAUGACAUUGGCGAGUUUCCUGUGCUGUUUUUUGGGUCCAACGAUUAUCUGUGGACGCACCAGGCUCGGGUGUUUCCCUACAUGGAAGGCGAUGUGAGCAGCAAGGACAAGAUGGGCAAGGGAGUGGAUGGCAUUUAUAAGAAAGCUCUGCAGGAAGCCGCUGUGAGGUUUGAAGAGCUGAAGGCACAGAAAGAACUGAGGCAGCUGCAGGAAGACAGAAAGAAUGAUAAGAAGCCUCCUCCCUACAAACAUAUCAAGGUAAACAGACCAGUGGGCAGGGUGCAAAUCUUCACAGCAGACCUGUCUGAGAUACCACGAUGCAACUGCAAACACACAGAUGAAAACCCCUGUGGCUUGGACUCAGAGUGCAUCAAUCGCAUGCUGCUGUAUGAGUGCCAUCCCCUGGUCUGUCCAGCUGGGGAGCGUUGUCAGAACCAGUGCUUCUCCAAGAGGCAGUACCCAGAGGUAGAAAUCUUCCGCACGCUGGCACGAGGCUGGGGCUUGCAAGCCAAAAGGGACAUUAAGAAGGGUGAGUUUGUUAAUGAAUACGUGGGAGAGCUGAUUGAUGAGGAGGAGUGUCGGGCCCGAAUCCGCUACGCACAGGAGCAUGACAUUACCAACUUCUAUAUGCUGACUUUGGACAAGGAUCGAAUCAUUGAUGCGGGACCGAAGGGCAAUUACGCUCGAUUUAUGAACCAUUGCUGCCAGCCCAACUGUGAGACUCAGAAAUGGUCCGUGAAUGGUGACACGCGCGUUGGGCUCUUUGCUCUUGUCAAUAUCAAAGCUGGGACUGAGCUGACUUUCAACUACAACCUGGAAUGUUUGGGGAAUGGAAAGACAGUUUGCAAAUGUGGCGCUCCAAAUUGCAGUGGGUUCCUAGGAGUGCGGCCAAAGAAUCCCCCUAACCUGACAGAGGAGAAGUCCAAGAAGUUCAAAAGACGGCAGCAAGUGAAGCGCAGAUCACAGGCAGAAGUCAUGAAAGAGCGAGAGGAUGAGUGCUUCAGCUGUGGAGACGGAGGGCAGCUAGUGUCGUGUAAGAAGACGGGCUGCCCGAAAGUAUACCAUGCAGACUGCCUCAACCUGACCAAACGGCCAGCAGGAAAGUGGGAGUGCCCUUGGCAUCAGUGUGAUGCGUGUGGCAAAGAAGCAGCUUCCUUCUGUGAGAUGUGUCCCAGCUCCUUCUGCAAGCAGCAUCGGGAGGGCAUGCUCUUUAUCUCCAAACUGGAUGGACGCUUAUCAUGCACAGAGCAUGAUCCCUGCGGACCCAACCCUCUAGAGCCCGGGGAAAUUCGUGAGUAUGUCUCUCCCACAGUCCCACCGGCUAACCGUCAAAACGCUCAGCCCUCCGACCGUCAGCCUGCAGUCCUGGGCCUCAGGCGUCCGCCUUCUGACAGGCUGCCUCUGGCCGUGGCCGUGAGGCUGCAGCCGUCGGACAAGCCCUGCUCUGCCGUGGCCGUGAGGCUGCAGCCGUCGGACAAGCCCUGCUCUGCCGUGGCCGUGAGGCUGCAGCCGUCGGACAAGCCCUGCUCCGCCGUGGCCCUGAGGCUGCAGCCGUCGGACAAGCCCUGCUCCGCCGUGGCCCUGAGGCUGCAGCCGUCGGACAAGCCCUGCUCCGCCGUGGCCCUGAGGCUGCAGCCGUCGGACAAGCCCUGCUCCGCCGUGGCCCUGAGGCUGCAGCCGUCGGACAAGCCCUGCUCCGCCGUGGCCCUGAGGCUGCAGCCGUCGGACAAGCCCUGCUCCGCCGUGGCCCUGAGGCUGCAGUCAGAUAAACAACCCACCAUUGUAUCCCUGAGGCUUCAGCAGUCGGACAAGCCUCUUGCCACCACUGCAGGCCAGCAGCCUCCGCCCUCAGAUGAGUCUCCUUCCGCUGCUGGGGCUCCGCUGCCUCCCCCCGCAGAUGAGUCUCCAACCAAGGGCCUGCAUCCUCCGCCAUCAGACGAGUCUCCCACCGCUACCCAGGCUCAGUGGCCCCAGCUAAUGGACGAGUCUCCCGCCCUCGCUAGGGUCCCACGGCCUCAGCCGUUGGGUGAGUCUCCCAUCAAGGGCCCGCAGCCCCUGCUGUCAGAUGAGGCUCCCACCACCGGGGCCCUGCAGCGUCAGGCGUUAGACAGGCCUCCAAGGCUGUUGCUGUCUGAGAAGGCACUGCGGCCUGGGGAUCAGAAUGCUGAGCCAAAAGAGAGAGGAGCCGCAGUGGGGGAGCCGCAGCCGCAGCAGAAAGAGCGAACUUGUUUACCUGAGGAGCAGACCUCUCGGCCUGCAGGGAUGGCCAUGACCCACGUGGGGCAGGCACCUUGGCCCAUGGAGAAAUUACAGACGCCUGAGCCACCGACGCAGGCUGACCGGGAAAUGGCAUCAGCACCCACAGAGCAGAGCCCUUGGACUUCAGAGAGGUUACGUACAUUUGAACAGACCCCCCGGCCUGCCAGGGAAGCACCAAUACCCCCAGAGCAGACUUCAUGGCUUGCCAGGAACAUUCAGACAUUUGAGCAGAUCUCUUGGCUCUCUGGAAAAGCACAGACACCCCUGGGGCAGGCCCCUUUGCCUGAGCAAAACAUAGUGCUCAUCUGCACCCAGGAUUCUCCCAGUCAGGAAUUGGCUGAAUCGAAACCGAAGUGAAGUCAGUGAAUGAGACAGGCAGGUUGCAGUCGGUUUGUUUGGGGAGAGGGAUUUUCUUUGUUUUGUUUGUUGUUCACGUCCCUGAGCCCAGCCUCGAGCCCAGGCACUCUCAUGACAUAAGCAAGGACGUUUACCUAAACCGGAGUGUGGCCCAGCCAUGGAGAGUGAGCAUCAGCGACCUUUUUUCCUCUUCCUUUUACAAACGGUAAAGUUGAAAUAAAGAGUCCACUCCGGAUAAAAUCUCUAAUUCCA